UUUGUUAUUUGCUUGUUAUUUCAUCGAUUAGUUGUAUUUUUUUAUUCUAAAACAUGAACAAAUUGUUGCAGCCGGUUUGUGAAACCAACCCAUUAGUUUUCUUUGAUAUUACAAUAGGAAAUGAGUUUGCUGGACGGAUGGUUAUUGAGCUCCGGAAAGAUGUAGUGCCUAAGUCAGCAGAGAAUAUCCGUGCGCUAUGCACUGGAGAAAAAGGCAACGGUAAAUUAGGCAAGCAGCUGCAUUACAAAGGAAUACGCUUCCAUAAAGUCACUCGAGUGUAUGUGGCGCAAAGUGGAGAUGUAGUCAACAACGACGGCACCAGCGGAGAGAGCAUCUAUGGGCCAAUUUUCGAGGAUGAAAACUUCACACUAUUGCAUGAAGAAGGUGCUAUUAGUAUGGCUAAUUAUGGUGAGCCAAACACAAACAACUCGCAGUUCUUCAUUGUCGCAGUGUCAUGCAAUAACCUUGAUGGUACAAAUGUGGUUGUCGGUAAAGUGUUGCGUGGUUUGGCUAUCAUCUCUGAUAUGGAGCUGGUUUCAAAUGAAGAUGGUGUACCGGAAGAGGAUAUAAUAAUUACAGACUGUGGAGAAAUACACCCCGGAGAAGAUUGGGGUUUUCUGGAUAAUGAUGAGACUGAUGAUAAACUACCGCCUUACCCCCGAGAUUGGGAUAAAAAAUUUACUCCGUAUACAGGCGACGAAAUGGUAGCCUUGCUAACUGGUAUACGUAGUGCAGGUAAUCAUUUUUUUACUCAACAACGGUAUUAUGAAGCGCGUCGAAAGUAUCGAAAAGCAAAUCGCUAUUACAAUAUACUGCGUACACGCUUUGAGAAAGAGGAGUUCGAGUACCUUAUCGGCACUAUUGAAGAUCUAAAGAAAAUAGAUGCUUUUUCAGUUAUUAAUCAAAUUAAUUUAGCAGCUGUUGAACUAAAGUUGGAAAAAUAUGAUAACGCAAGAACGGCAUGCAACGAGGCUUUAAGUUUUGAUGAAGGGUGUUGCAAGGCUUAUUAUCGCCGUGGUCAAGCAAGCAUAGCUCUAAAAGAUUAUGAAAAUGCCAUUGCUGAUUUAAAUCGAGCGAAUGAAAUAAUGUCAGGGAAUAAAAGUGUGCUGAGCGAAUUAAGCCGAGCUAAAAAAUUACUUGCAAACUACAACCGCACACAAAAGGAAGCGAUGAAAAAUCUCUUUAAAUAACCGAUAGGACCUCAACAACAAAUUCGGUUAGAAUGAUAUUUAGUAAUUAAUAAGUUUAAUAUAAUCCUUAAAUGUUUACAUAUACAAAAUAUUUUUAAUAUGAAUUUGUACAAAUUUGCUGUUAAAAAAUAAUAUUUGCAUCAAUUUUAUUUGCAUAUGUACAUAAGCAAGUCCCGAACGUCUUCUGCAUUUAUGUACAUUUUCAAAGCAAUUUUGUACUUUAAAUAUAGGAAGUGGUGCUAUUAAAAAAAAAUAAAAAAAAUUGAGAUUUUCGUUUAUGGGUGAGCAAAGUCGGUGGAGAAACAAAGGUGAUUUUAACUUUGAAAAUAGUUCUUCUCUCUAAGAACAGAGCUGCUACAUUUUUUUUUUAUUUGGCUAAUAGCAUAUACGAAUAUUAUGGUGGGAAAGUACAAACCGUCAGAAAUUUAUUUCGAAGUUUUCAACGUAACAAAAGUAAUUAGAGCAGUAGCUUCAAAACACAGCGAACAAAAUU
Molecule: messenger RNA, 1683 nt
Organism: Anastrepha obliqua
Lineage: Eukaryota; Metazoa; Arthropoda; Insecta; Diptera; Tephritidae
Gene: Cyp40
Product: peptidyl-prolyl cis-trans isomerase D
Exons: 6
Coding region: 54-1190 (378 amino acids)
Biological process (GO): protein peptidyl-prolyl isomerization
Cellular component (GO): intracellular membrane-bounded organelle
Molecular function (GO): peptidyl-prolyl cis-trans isomerase activity; protein binding
Source: RefSeq, a predicted model, not a curated record